GUUCCCGAGAGUGAAGAUGGAACAGAUAGUACAAGAGAAUUAGUGUUGUGUUUUGUUUGUGCACAUCUCGCACCGCACAGUCAUAAUACAUAUCAGCGUAAUCAAGAUUUUAAAAGUAUUUGUGAACGAUUGGUGUUUACCAAUACUAUGUAUUCUGAGAAUGCCAAUAGAGACUCCACACAAGAGCAACGAGAAGAUUGUGAAAUAAUGAUGACGAACAUGGAAAGUGGAGAUUCGGCGCCGUUAUUACCAUCGCACAACACUCACCAACAUCAACGAAUUAGGGCUUGCGAUCAAUUAGCAAGAGAAAUAAUUGAUGGUAGAGUAUUACAUGGAUUUGAAGAAGGUGAACUAAAUUUCAUGCCAACAUAUAAAUAUUAUGUUGGGAGUGUAAAUGAAUUUGAUGUCAGACAACGAACUCCUGAUCCUGGCAGUACUGCCGAGCGAUCUUCACCAGUAUUACUAAUUAGCUAUAUGUCACAUCCUUCUUACACCUUAUCGGACCACAAACCCGUUUCUGCCCUAUUUGCCAUAACACCACAACAUAAACGGACAGUCAUUAAAUCGGGUACGUCCAAUUCUCCAUUUAAGAUUGACGAUCAUAGAAAUCUUAAAUUUACAAUCGGUGAAGCAUCCAAAACAUGUCAAAAUAAUAAUACCUCACGAACAAACUCAGCGCAAAAGCCUACUUACACAAUUGAUACUUACACUUUACAUUCAUCCCAAUUCGAUUUUUCUCGUGAUAACGUUCUACUUUCUCGUAAUACUCCUUCACAGACUAAUCUUUUCUUUGACAAAUCGGGUAAUGAAUCGAUUACUAUUAAUUCUUCGAGUUCAGCUCCAGUCAUAUGUGACGCGACACCCAACCGUUGUACUGUUAAUACAAACCGUGUUUCGGUUAGCGAAGGAAAUGGCUUACAUGCUACAAGUGCUUGUAAAUUUGCUAAGCAUAAUGGCUCAAGAAAACGCUGUUUAGUAAGCGAUCAAAAUCAACAACAAUUUGUUCAAGCACGACCUUCCACAAAUAUUAUUAAGCCAUCAGGAUCAAUUAAUGGAUUGACCGAUUUUACAACACCAUUUGUAAAUAUUAAACAAGAUAAAUGCGUGGAUUACGUAGUUGAAAAUGGCAUACCAUCAUUAUCGUCUGGAGCCCAAGAUUCAAAAAAAUUGAAUUCACGAAAUUCUUAUGAAUACUUUUCUACCAUAGAAAAUAUACCUCGUAAAAAACAAAAAUUGCCUACUGAUCAAUAUCCACCACUGUCGUCAGUAGAUAAUCUUUCUGAUAAACAAUUUGAACAGAAUCUGGUAACGAUGGUUAAACAAUAUAUAUUAAAUUCUAAAAGAUCUUAUUCUGAUAAUCAUCCUUUCGAAGAUAUAUUAUCUGUUGACAGAAACAGAGAUGAUCAACAAAAUCGAACUAAGAAAGAAAGGUUUGUUUAUUAUUCAGAUGAUGAUAGUAGUUCUGAUGAAGAGUAUGAUUCUCUUUUCAAUAAUGUUGAGAAAGAUCUAUUAACUGAUGACAGUAUUACUAUUAAUGGUGACGAUGACGAAACAACAGUCAUCGCUAAUGAAGAGGCCAUCAUUGAUAGUAAAGAAAAUGCUAUUGAUAAUAAAACAACCAUUUGUGAGAAAGAAACAAUAAUUGGUAAAAAAGAAACAACCACGGAUACGAAAGAAACAAUCAUUGAGAAGAAAGAAACAACUAUUGAUAAGAAAGAAAUAACCAUUGAUAAAAAAGAAACAAUCAUUGAGAAAAAAGAAACAACCAUGGAUAAGGAAGAAACACCCGUUGAUAAGAAGGAAGGUAUCGUUGAUAAGAAAGAAACAACCAUUGAUAAGAAGGAAGCUAUCGUUGAUAAGAAUGACAGAAAUGUACUUACUGCGGAAGAAUUGUUGGAAGUGGAAUACAAAUCAGAGUGGGCAAAGUAUCAAAUCACAAAACGUGAAUGUGAAUUUAUGAAUGAACAGUUAUUGUUGCGCGAAAAAAAACUGAAAAAAAUUAAAAGUUUGUUGGGAUUUUGUGACUGCACGAUUGAUUGCGUAGACAGGAAAUAA
This is a messenger RNA of Racocetra fulgida, 2055 nucleotides long. The record is from the annotation of a GenBank genome assembly. NCBI's taxonomy places the organism in Eukaryota, Fungi, Glomeromycota, Glomeromycetes, Diversisporales, Gigasporaceae.